Messenger RNA from Equus caballus (horse), 1582 nucleotides. NCBI's taxonomy places the organism in Eukaryota, Metazoa, Chordata, Mammalia, Perissodactyla, Equidae. The record is from RefSeq and is a predicted model, not a curated record.
AGCAUUUCUGAACAAUUCUCUAUCCAACAAAAAGGUAUUAAACAGGUUAACAUAAAUCUAUUUUUGAAGACUUCUCUUAAAACAUGAACAUUAACUCAAUUUCCUCUGUUUUAGGAACAUGAGAGACAAUAUGACAUCUAUCAUGGAGUUCAUCCUACUAGGGUUUCCCUUCAGCCCAAGGAUUCAGGUGCUUCUCUUUGGGCUCUUCUCCCUGUUCUAUGCCUUCACCCUGCUGGGUAAUGGGGUCAUCCUGGGGCUCAUCUCACUGGACUCCAGACUGCACACCCCCAUGUACUUCUUCCUCUCACACCUGGCCAUCGUCGACAUAGCCUAUGCCUGCAACACAGUGCCCCAGAUGCUGGUGAACCUCCUGAAUCCAGCCAGGCCCAUCUCCUUUGCUGACUGCAUGACACAGACCUUUCUCUUUUUGACAUUUGCUGUCACCGAAUGUCUUCUCUUGGUGGUAAUGUCCUAUGAUCGGUAUGUGGCCAUAUGCCACCCCCUCCGAUAUUCUGCCAUCAUGAGUUGGAGAGUCUCCGUCACCCUUGCAGUGACUUGCUGGACCACUGGAGUUCUUCUGUCUUUGGUUCAUCUAGUUUUACUUCUAUCUUUACCCUUUUGUAGACCUCAGAAAAUUAAUCACUUUUUCUGUGAAAUCAUGGCUGUUCUCAAACUUGCCCGUGCAGAUACCCACAUCAAUGAAAUAGCAGUGUUGGCUGGAGCAAUUUCUGUGCUAGUGGGACCCUUCUCAUCAAUUGUAGUCUCAUACAUGUGCAUCCUCGGUGCCAUCCUUAGGAUCCAGUCAGGGGAAGGUCAAAGAAAGGCCUUCUCCACCUGCUCAUCCCACCUCUGUGUGGUUGUACUCUUCUAUGGCACAGCCAUUAUCACGUAUGUUGGGCCUCAGCAUGGGAACCCAAAGGAGCAGAAGAAAUAUCUCCUCUUGUUUCACAGCCUUUUCAAUCCCAUGCUUAAUCCCCUGAUCUAUAGUCUGAGGAACAAAGAAGUGAAGAAUGCCUUAAAGACAGUGCUGAGAAGAGAGAGAGUCUUAUGAAAAGAUUAUGGCAUCAGAGUUGACAGUGACCUAGGAAGACAUUAUCUCAAGGGGUUCUAAACUGAACUCAGCACAAGAACUAUCUGAAUUAAAGCACAGGAAUUAAAAGUAGAGUUAUCUGCUGCCCCACCAGUAGAUCACUGAUUCAGUAGAUGUGAAAUGUAUUCUAGAAGUCUGUCUUCAAAUAUUAUCAGCAGCAAAUUGUGAUGCAGCUGGUCCACAGACCAGGAUUUGGAAACCAUAGAUCUAGAACAACACCCUUUAUAAUAUCUCAGUCAAGCUAUGGGCAGCCCCGUAUCUCCCAAAAUGUCCUCCUCAAAGCACUAGCCCCUCAAGAAGGCUUUAAAAAUACAUUCUGUGGUCAAAUAAGUUUGAGGAUGAUUGCAUUUUAGGUACCUCAUUUUAGGGUUCCCAAUUCACAUUAGCAAAGUGAAAACUGAAAAUUCCUACAAUAAAGAAGAAUUCUAUUUCAAGUUUUAGCCAGUCUUUUCCAAACUUACUUGAUCACAUGAAAUUUUUUUAUAACAUUUA